Molecule: messenger RNA, 1861 nt
Organism: Merops nubicus (carmine bee-eater)
Lineage: Eukaryota; Metazoa; Chordata; Aves; Coraciiformes; Meropidae
Exons: 2
Source: RefSeq, a predicted model, not a curated record
CUUAUCUCCAACAAGUUUUUACAGAACAAGGGUGUCGGUGACAGAAGGUGCAGCAGUGCCAGCUCACUCCACGUGGACCUCUCCAACCUUGUGACCUGGGCACACAGUCAUGGAGCCAUAUGCAGCCAAAUCCCAACCUUGGAAACUGCACAGACCAUGGAUCAUCCUCAUAAGGAAAAUUCUGUUCUGUGGAUAUGUGGAGGUGGACACGCGUAUUACUGGCAUUGUGGAAAAUUAGAUAUGAGAAACAGGGAAGAGAAUGAAGGUGUAAGAAAGAGGUCAGGAUCUGCUGAGGCUUCAUCAAGGAAAGCUGAUUUAUAUGAAAAGAGGUUCAGGAUGACCCCAUUUUUUGAGAGGGCUAAAGCAGACGCUGCUAGCACAGAGUCAUGCAGCAGAUACCCAGGCGUCACGCAGAGGGAUGACACAGUCUAUAUGAUAAAUAAUGAAUCACCAGCAGAAGAAAAUAAAAUGAAAAGCAAAUCCAUGAAAUCACGUGUUACAGCAGAGGAGCAUUUGGCAACAUCUGGUAGCGCAGUCAACACUGACAGUCUUAAGGUGACAUUUGAAAGUGAGGAAGACCUACACAUCAUGUCUCAGGAACAGCAGCACACAUCAGAUGAAGAUGACCAAGGCCACAGAAUCAAACAGAAUAUUCUCUCAGAACUGCCAGAAGAUGCAGCUGCUGCAGUAGAUUUGCAAAGCCAGAACAGUCAGACAGUGGCAUUUAACCAGCCAACAGCCACCCAAACAUCUAGCUUUGACCCCACCAGAAAGCCCCCCAUGACUCCUGCCUGCAUUCCAAAAUCCUCUGCCAGCAAUCAAAAGAGCCUUGACAGCAGCCCCUUGAGUCUGGGUUCCCCUAAUGCUGCAGGGCCCGUAACACAAACUUCUGCAGCAAGAAAUUCCCCAGAGUCAGCAAUACCAAAAGAACAUUUCAAAUCUGAUUGUGCCUCCAAAACUGAAGCAGAGUCCCAACGCGAGUCACCCACCCCUGCGACAUUCUUUGAGUUUGACACCACUGUGGAUGUCAAGCAGCAGCUCCAGCUGAGCCCUUUGGAGCAUGGCACUCCAGGAAUGGGCUCAGGUGGGACUGCUCCUGAGCCCUGUGCUGGGGAGGCUGAGCCACCAGGACCCGAGUGCACAGCUCACCCUUCCUCCUCAGUGAGCCCAGGGAGCGAGAACGGCAACCACCCACCCGCCUCCUCGAGCACAAGUGAGUUGGAGCAGUGGAAUAAAAAGAGAAGCCGUAAGCGUGGCAAUAUAAAAGCUUUCAAGGACUGGCUGGUUCUACAUCACCCUGCCGAGCUGCGCGAGAUCCACACGCUGCCCCCCCAGGACCUCAGCAGUUACCUGGCCUUGUUCUACAGCUCUGCAAAGAGCCAGAACGGGGCAGACUUCUCCAGCAACACGCUGCACUUCUUUCAGCUCAGCAUAGAGCAUUAUCUCAAGGACCACAACUACCAGUACAGCACGGUUAAAGGGGUGGAGUUCAGGGCAGCUCGGGAAGCCUUGAAGCUGAGGCAGCAGCAGCUAUCUCAGAAAGAACGAGAGGGCAAGUGGGGUGUUUUGGAGAGCCUGACGGAGGAAGAUGUGGACAGUCUGUGCAGGAAGGAAAUUCUGUGUAAGCAGCACCCCGAGGGCUUGUUGAGCCUCAUGCUGACGCACAUCACCAGGGGGUUCGGGGCACGCACCCACAGCGGGGGCCGCACUCUGUUCUGGGGCCAGCUCACGCUGAGAAAGGCCGAGGGGGAGCUGGAGUGGCUGGAGUGGAAGGAUGAGCUGGGCGCAAGGGCCGGCGCAGGGGAGCAGGGUCCACGUCUCCUGGCCAGGCCCCACGCCCCCGAGGGCUGCCCGGUGGCGG